Messenger RNA from Paramecium octaurelia, 2323 nucleotides. The record is from the annotation of a GenBank genome assembly. Lineage: Eukaryota; Ciliophora; Oligohymenophorea; Peniculida; Parameciidae.
AUGAGUAAUGACCCAAGUGAUCCAGAAGGUAUGUAUUACUAUUCACUACUUCCAACAAGAUCUUUCAGAUGACGACUUUGUGGAAGAGAAGCCGCUUGAACCCAGACCCUAUAAAACAGAUCAUGAAGAAGACACAAUUUAGGAGAUCCAAUCUUUCACAGUGAAAGACAGACCUCUCAUCAGGAUGUAAUUUAUUAAAAAGAGAAAGGAGUUUGGGUAAGUCUUUAUAAAAUAUUUAGUUUGACAUUCAAAUUCAGCGAUUAGGAGACAUCUGAGAGAACAGGAGAAAUCAAGGCUCUAGAGAAGGAUCCACUACAACUUGUCAAAAAUAAGGUCAUUGAAAUGGGGAUUCAGGGAUGCAAUCCUUUUCAGGAUGCCAGUUCUUAGACUGUUUGGAAUAGAAAAAUAAAUAAAGCUUUGCAAGUAGACGAGGGAGAUGAAAGACAAGAACAGCCAGACGAAGAUUUUAAAUUGCUUAAAUUCUUAGAGACAGUUUAUCCAUUGAUGGAGGAAGCGUUGUAAUCAAAUGAAACCAUUGACAUAUAUUAAGACGAUUUCAAUGUCUUGCCUCUUUCAGAACAAAAUGGAGGUACCAUAAAUUCACACAACUAAUUUAAGAUUAAAAUGCUGAACUUACUAAUGUGAUCAAAGAAAUCAAAAGUUUCAGUUAUCUAAAUUGCAAAGGCAAAAAAAUAUAAUGCAUUCAAUUCCAACCCACUAGUUAAGCAAUCAAAUCCAAGUAUAUUGUCGCUGAAUCUUUCGUUGAAAACCUUAUAUUUGAAGAAAGAGCCAUCUAUCAAUUGAAAUCUCAUAAAUCACUUAUAGUGUUCUGGGAUUUCGAAGAUAUUCAUUCAAUUGAACCAGUACUCCUACUGUAGUCUCCCCUUGAGAUUCUCUCUUUCGAAUUCAAUCCCAAGGAUCCAAAUAUAAUUAUUGGUGGCACUAUCAACGGUUAAGUUAUGUUGUGGGAUCUAAGUGGCACUGCACUCUCUGUUUUUGCAUCCAAAAAAACCUAAAAAACUAAAUAAGAACGAAGUAUUCAUCAAAUUCUCACUAUUUUUAAGAUGAAAUUCAAGAAUUGCAACCUAAAAUGGUAUCAGCUCUUUAAGACCCAGCAUCAUAUUAAGCUGGGUCAUCUAAUGAAGUAUUGAGAAAAUAAGUUGCAUCUCACAAAAAUUUUGUUUUGGCUGUGAAAUGGUUUCCGAUUGGAAUGGAAUUUGAUAAGAAGCAUUUCAAUCACCUUAUACUUACUUCCUCCUAAGAAACAUAUCAAUUUGCAAGUAUUAGUUCUGAUGGUUAAAUUCUAUUCUGGGACACUAGAUUGAUUGACAAAGACAGUAAAAAGACAUAAUAAGAUGUAUUUUAUUUUCUAUUUAUCGACUAGAUUUCAACCAUUCCUUGGAAGGCUACAUAUGGAAUCUAAUUGUAUAGACCUGAAGGAGGAGGAGUGAUGGGUGGAGGAUAAAUUUAAUUCAGGAAAAGUAAUUUCUCAAAUCAAUUGAAAUAGAUUAAAAAACUCCUACUUUAUCAGGCACAUCAGAUGAAGGCGAAGUCUUUAUUUUAGAUUGGGGAGAAAAACAAGGGGAGGAAGGACAAAAGAAUCAAUUGGUGUCAGCUAUUUGGUAAUAAUAGCGAAGUAUGAGACCACCUAUUGCUCUGGAUGUAAGUCCAUUCUUUGAAGAUGUACUACUAACAUUACAUGAUUUCAAUUUUUGUGUUUGGAAACACAAUGUCACCUUCCCAAUAUUUGAAAGUCUCAUUAUGAAAGGAGCCCACAUUACUUGUGGUGGAUUCUCUCCUUAUCGUGCUGGUGUCAUUAUCAUUGGAAAGACUGAUGGUAAUUUGGAUGUUUGGGAUAUGUUGGAUUAAUCUCAUAAAUGGACAAUUUAAUUCUAAGUUGUUGCUUGUGCAAUCACAUCAUUAAAAUUCAAUGACAAUAUGGCUCAUAUUGUAGCUAUAGGUGAUUCAGAUGGUACUUUGCAUCUCCUUGAAUUUCCAUAAAGUUUGUGUAAAGAUUAAGGAAAUGAAGUCAAAGCAAUGAGAUCGUUUUGGGAUAGAGAAGUCAAAAGAGUAAAUUACUAUUCUGAGAGAUUUAAAAUACGAGAAUAAUAAGCAAAAUAACAAAAUGAAAAAGAAAUCCAGGCUUAACCUGUUAAAGAAACAAAGCAAUCUGGCGAUGUAUAAUUAUAAUUAUUCAGAAUAGACAAAAGUCUUAGAUGAAAUAGCAAACUUUGAAAAUGAGUACUAAAAAUUCAGAGAUAAUUUACUUGGUAUUGGUCCCAAACCAGAGGAUGAAAAGGGUGAUAAAAAAGGUAAGAAAUGA